AUGGACAUCCAUUUUCUGUACCACGUAUCCCCGCCCCGCCGCGACCCUGUUGGGAAUAAGCUGCACAAAAACGCAGCCUCUCCAAUCAUCAGGGAUAGUGACUGCCUCACAAACAGACCACUGCUUGAGAAGCUGGAGGGCUGUGUGUCUGGUUACCAGGACAUGGCCACCACUGGACCCUACAGGGUGACUGAAGUGAAGACGAACAUCUACGUCACCAGCUUCGGACCGGAAUACACCAUAGAUGUUUUCUUCCGGCAAAGCUGGAAGGAUGAGAGGUUGAAAUUUCAUGGACCAAUGAAUACUUUGCCCCUCAACAACCUAAUGGCAAGUAAAAUAUGGACCCCUGACACCUUCUUUCACAAUGGGAAAAAGUCUGUGGCUCAUAACAUGACCAUGCCCAACAAGCUGUUGAGGAUCAACGAUGACGGGACACUUCUGUACACUAUGAGGUUAACAGUGCAUGCAGAGUGCCCCAUGCAUCUGGAGGAUUUCCCCAUGGACUUUCAUUCCUGUCCACUAAAAUUUGGCAGCUAUGCCUACACCAUCUCAGAAGUGACUUACGCCUGGACUCGAAAUGCGUCAGACUCAGUUGUGGUUGAAGGAGAGAGUUCUCGCCUCAACCAAUACGAUCUGCUUGGGCAAACUGUCGGGCAAGAGACAAUCAAAUCGAGUACAGGACUCUGUGACAGCAAGGACAGGCCCCAGCCCCCUGCCGACCCCAUCAGGAAUAAGUGGAACAGAAAAUAA
This is a messenger RNA of Menidia menidia (Atlantic silverside), 750 nucleotides long. The record is from the annotation of a GenBank genome assembly. NCBI's taxonomy places the organism in Eukaryota, Metazoa, Chordata, Actinopteri, Atheriniformes, Atherinopsidae.